GGUUUUUAGCACGUUUUUAACCAUUAAAAAAAAUCUUAAACAGAAACAGCAACGAUCGUAGCUAUAUUUCUAAAUUAAAGAGAUCCUAAGUGCCGCGGGAUUUGUGAGAAUAAUUAAAAAGCAAAGUGAUUGAAACUUCGUGUUAAUGGACGAAACUUCCUCGAGAAACCUUUAGUUUCGUUGACAUGGAAGGUUGUAGGUUUAAUUGUGGUCACUAAUUUUUGCAUUUGUAUUUUGCCUCGUAAGGCGUGAUUUAAUUUAUAAUUUAAGACGUAAAAUAUAUAUAAAAAAAUAUCUUGACUAGCCACACUAGCUAGAUUACGUUUACACAUAUUCAUCCUGGACUCCAGGCAGUAUUUCUCAAUUUCUUUGUAUUAAAAAUAUAAAGUAAAAACCGAUAUUAUGUAAAAUUUCAAAGGAGACACAAAUAUUGCUUGGUUUAUAUAUAAUAGUUGUUACGCUUUGGGAUAAUGACGUCUUGGAAUAAUGGAUCUAACCCGUGAGUUAUUAACGACAUACUUUGUAGUGUUUAUGUUUGUUUCCGUGACAGCGGUGGAGUUUUCUAGAGAAGCCGAAGGUUACCCACUUGGAUUGCUUCCCGAAUGUCCAAACUCAGACAAACCCGCCGCCAUUAAACCAAAAAGCCUAAACAAACUGUACAUGACUGUGAUGAACAAAGACCACAGACUAACAAGAUCAUACGAUUAUUACCACAUAGGGAACCUAGCCAAGAACAAGGAUAUAGACUUUAGUAAGAAGACGUUACUAUACUGUGGCGGUUACUUGGAUUCUACUAGUUGGCCUUUUGGGAGUGUACUAGGGCAAGCAUAUAAGGAUUCGGGAUAUAAUGUGCUGCUGUUGGAUACUUUGGAGUUUACCGCACGAUCAUAUCCUCUAGCCUCGCGCGUACUACGACCAAUCGGCAAGCACGUAGCCGAAAUGCUGGUCAAGUUAACAGCACACGGCCUCGACCCAAAAAAGCUGGAGCUCAUCGGUCUAAGCCUCGGCGCUCACACAAUGAGCUUCAUCGCCAAAAACUAUCGGCUCUUAACCGGCCAAAAUAUCUCCUCACUCACUGCCCUGGAUGCUGCCGGGCCUUGCUUUAGAAAAGCAGCACCAGACCAAAGACUGGACCCUUCCGAUGCUGACUUUGUCCGUGCUGUAGUCACAAACAUGGACGGUUUCGGCAUGGAGCUCCCCGUCGGACAUGUCGUGUUCUACGCCAACGGAGGAGAAUACCAGCCAGGAGACAUACCUUGGCUACCCUGUGACGUCAUUUGCAGUCAUAUCAGAGGAUACUUCCUGUGGCUAUCAGCUUUACACAACCCUGGUACUUUCAUCGGUGUGCGUUGCGAUACGAUGCAGCAGGUCAGAGAUGGUGACUGCUACGAUUUAAAACCAAUGGUCACUAAUACAUUAGAUUUAUAUACUGAUAGAAGUAAACCAGGAAUCUAUUAUCUUCAAACGAGUAACUGGUACCCGUAUGCUAUGGGAAAGAGAGGGUUAAAGAAAAUCAAGCCGGGGACAUACCGUCUUUCCACGUCUUUAAAUGACAUUUUUCAAGUGAAAUAAGCUGAUCUAAUUAGA
Messenger RNA from Cydia pomonella (codling moth), 1587 nucleotides. Its product is annotated as lipase member H-B-like. Bases 487 to 1572 code for a protein of 361 amino acids. The record is from RefSeq and is a predicted model, not a curated record. Lineage: Eukaryota; Metazoa; Arthropoda; Insecta; Lepidoptera; Tortricidae. Gene Ontology annotation, molecular function: lipase activity. The transcript is spliced from 3 exons.